GCCGCCUGCCUGCGAGGUUCGCCUCGCUCCCGGCCGCGCGGCGGGCAGGGGUCCUGCUCCCCGAGCUCCUCGCCGCCCCUCCCCGGGGCCCGGGCCGAGCGCAGCGGCUUGUGCGCGGCGGCCGCCGCUCUUGCCCCCCUUCUCCCCUCCCCACGCGCUGGCCCGCGGCCCCUCCUCCGCGCACUCCGCCGCCGCCUCUCGCCCGAGAGCAGCUCCGCACCUUCGGCGAGGAGUUUGCAGCCGCCCCAGCCCAGACCCCGCGGCCGGCUGACCGCGAGCGACGCAGGUGCCCGAGCCCCAGCACCGCCGCCACCUCUGCCUUCCGCCUGGGCUGGACCUCGGCAUCGAGGUCUUCUUACUACUUUGGAAACUGAAGGGACUGCGACAUCAACCAGUAAGCCUUGGGGCCCGGAGGAAGGAUUUGUUGUUGGUUUGGACAAGAGAAAACUUGUCCACCCUCUCCUGCUCCCCCCAAGCAAAUUUAAAAAAUAAAGCAGACCAACAAAACCGAAUCCCAACCAAAGCACUUAUUUAAAGGGAUUUGUAGAGGUGAGAAAAAGACUCAACUGAGGAAUCACUUUGGAACCCCUAGAAGCAAAAGCCACUGGUAUGCCUAACUUCAAGGAGGUGGAAAAGGGUUAAUCCUUUCUGUGCUGAAAGGAAAAUAAAUCUGGAAAUACUGGUGGAUUUUUCUGAAGUAAGAUGAUUUGUCAAAAAUUCUGUAUAGCUUUGUUACAUUGGGAAUUUAUUUAUGUGAUAACUGCAUUUAAGUUGGCAUAUCCAGUUACUCCCUGGAGAUUUAAGUUGUCUUGCAUGCCACCAAAUACAACCUAUGAUUUCCUGCUGCCUGCUGGAAUCUCAAAGAACACUUCCCACCCGAAUGGAUAUUAUGAGGCAGUUGUUGAAGCUAAAUUUAAUUCAAGUGACACCUACUUUUCUAACUUACAAUCUAAAACAACUUUCUACUGUUGCUUUUGGAGUGAGGAAGAUCAAAACUGCUCUGUACAUGCAGACAACAUUGAAGGGAAGGCAUUUGUUUCAACAGUAAGUUCUUUAGUUUUUCAACAAAUAGGUGCAAACUGGAACAUACAGUGCUGGAUGAAAGAGGACUUGAAAUUAUUCAUCUGUUAUGUGGAGUCAUUAUUUAAGAAUCCUUCCAAGAAUGAUGACCUUAAGGUCCAUCUUUUAUAUGUUCUACCUGAUGUGCUGGAAGAGUCGCCUUUGGUCUCCCGGGAAGGCCGUUUCCAUGUUGCUCAGUGCAGCUGCAGUGCUCGUGAAUGUUGUGAAUGCCAGGUGCCUGUGCCAACAGCCAAGCUCAGCUGUACGCUCUUUAUGUAUUUGAAAAUCACAUCUGGUGGAAUAAAUUUUCAGUCACCUCUGAUGUCGGUUCAGCCCAUAACUGUUGUGAAGCCUGAUCCACCAUUAGGCUUGCAUAUGGAAAUCACAGACACUGGUAAUCUAAAGAUUUCUUGGUCCAGCCCAACAUUGGUACCAUUUCAACUUCAAUAUCAAGUGAAAUAUUCAGAAAAUUCUACAGUUAAUACGAGAAAGACUGAUGAGAUUGUCUCAGCUACAUCUCUGCUAGUAGACCGGGUGCUUCCUGGGUCUUCAUAUGAGGUUCAGGUGAGAGGCAAGAGACUAGAUGGCCCAGGGAUCUGGAGCGACUGGAGCAGCCCCCUUAUCUUUACCACACAAGAUGUCAUAUACUUUCCACCUAAAAUUCUGACAAGUGUUGGGUCUAACGUUUCUUUUCAUUGCAUCUAUAAAAAUGAAAACAAGAUUGUCUCCUCAAAAAAGAUUGUUUGGUGGAUGAAUUUAGCUGAGAAAAUUCCUCAAAGCCAGUAUAAUGCUGUGGGUGAUCAUGUUAGCAAAGUUACUUUUCCCAAUUUGAAUGCAACCAAGCCUCGAGGGAAGUUCACCUAUGAUGCAGUGUACUGCUGCAAUGAGCAUGAAUGCCAUCAUCGCUAUGCUGAAUUAUAUGUGAUUGAUGUCAAUAUCAAUAUAUCAUGUGAAACUGAUGGGUACUUAACUAAAAUGACUUGCAGAUGGGCAACUAAUGCAAUCCAAGCACUUGUGGGAAGUUCUCUGCAGUUGAGGUAUCAUAGGAGCAGCCUUUACUGUUCUGAUGUUCCAGCUGUUCAUCCCAUAUCUGAACCUAAAGAUUGCCACUUGCAGAGAGAUGGUUCUUAUGAAUGCAUAUUUCAGCCAAUCUUUCUAUUAUCCGGCUAUACAAUGUGGAUUAGAAUCAAUCACUCUUUGGGUUCACUUGACUCUCCACCAACAUGUGUCGUCCCUGAUUCCGUGGUGAAACCACUGCCUCCAUCCAGUGUGAAAGCAGAAAUUACUGUAAACAUUGGAUUAUUGAAGAUAUCUUGGGAAAAACCUGUCUUCCCAGAGAAUAAUCUUCAGUUCCAGAUUCGCUAUGGUUUAAGUGGAAAAGAAGUACAAUGGAAGAUGUAUGAGGUGUAUGAUUCAAAAUCAAAAUCUACCAGUCUGCCUGUGCCAGACCUAUGUGCUGUCUAUGCCGUUCAGGUGCGCUGCAAGAGGCUAGAUGGGAUGGGAUACUGGAGUAAUUGGAGUACUCCAGCCUACACAGUUGUCCUGGAUAUUAAAGUUCCUGUCAGAGGACCUGAAUUUUGGAGAAUAAUUAAUGAAGACAUCAUGAAAAAAGAGAGAAAUGUCACUUUACUUUGGAAGCCUCUGAUGAAAAAUGACUCAUUGUGCAGUGUGAGAAAAUAUGUGGUAAAACACCAUACUUCCCACAAUGGAACAUGGUCAGAAGAUGUGGGAAAUCGCACUAGAUUCACUUUCCUAUGGACAGAGCAAGCCCAUUCUGUUACAGUCCUGGCUGUCAAUUCAGUUGGUACUUCUCAUGCAAAUUUUAAUCUGACGUUCUCAUGGCCUGUGAGCAAAGUAAAUAUCGUGCAGUCACUCAGUACUUAUCCUUUAAACAGCAGUUGUGUGAUUCUUUCCUGGAUACUAUCACCCAGUGAUUACAAUCUGAUGUAUUUUAUAAUUGAGUGGAAAAUUCUUAAUGAGGACAAUGAAAUUAAAUGGCUUAGAAUCCCUUCAUCUGUUAAGAAGUAUUAUAUCCAUGAUCAUUUCAUCCCCAUUGAGAAGUAUCAGUUCAGUCUUUAUCCAAUAUUUACGGAAGGAGUGGGGAAACCGAAGAUAAUUAAUAGUCUUACCCCAGAUGAUAUUGAAAAACACCAGAAUGAUGCAGGUCUAUAUGUAAUUGUGCCAAUAAUUAUUUCUUCUUCAAUCUUAUUGCUUGGAACGUUGUUAAUAUCACACCAAAGAAUGAAAAAGCUGUUUUGGGAAGAUGUUCCAAACCCCAAGAAUUGUUCCUGGGCCCAAGGACUUAAUUUUCAGAAGGUCUCCUUUUCAAUUUUUUUUAGCCUGAAAUAUAUGAGAUUGCAUUUUAGAUGCUUUAUGCCUUCUAGAACUUCAAAGAGAAUGGACAUUCUUUGAAGUCUAAUCAUGACCACUGCAGAUGAGCCCAGUGUACCAACUCCCAAACAUUCUAUAGAGUAUUAGAAGAUUUCACAUUUUGAAGAAGGGGAGAAAAUCUAAAAGAAAUUUUGGUUGAACUAUUGAGAACUAAACUAUGGUGGAUCAUAAAUAAAGAAUUUAAAAUAGAUGAGUAAAUUUGGCGUGAGGAUACAGGUCUGAGUGCAAUUCAGUUUGGAUGUAAGAUUAUAUUUCAGGUCAUUCAAAGUUUAAAAAGUGAUAUUCAUGAUAAUCUGGCUUUUGCCUUAUCAUUUGUCUGGGCAUGGAACAUUAAAAAUUAUGACUGUUGCCCUUACCGGUUAUCUAUUAGAUAUCAUCAAAUACAUGGUAGACAAUGUAAACUAGGUAAAAAAUGCAACUUCUGACACUUAGCUUUGAAAAUACAGUGACUUUAAUUACAGAAUUCAGCAAAAGCAUGAGUUUAUAUUUUUAUGUCCAAAACUUUCAAUUUUAUAUAUUUUUAUAGACACUUCAGCCUAUGAACUGAUUCAUUUGGGUGUUCUUUUGAAUGUCUCAUAGCUUUUAUGUAGAUCUAACUGUGGUCAAUCUGGGAACUGCCAUUUUCAGUAGCCUUGAAAAUGGCUUAGGUCCUAACUUCCAUUUCAGUUCGAAGAAAGCUAGAAGUCACAGUCUGUGCUGGUCACAGGCCAUUAAAGUUACAAUUCAUAUCAGGAUGACCUGACAUAUCCAGGUCACACUGACCGGAUCAGAAAAUACAAUAGCCUCCUUGUGAAAUUCUUGCUUAAAGUUAAUUUAUUUACAUGGAACCACCCAGGUUCUGGCAGGCAGGGAAGUGGGCAGUGAUGCAAAAAGGAAGACUCUUUGGAGCUCUAAAAAUAGUUCAUGGUGCGAAUAGGACUUUUCUCCCUAGAAGAAGACCUCCUGCUCUGUCUAUGAAUUUAGCAUACUAGGUGUACUAUGUUGCUCACAUUCAAAAUAAACCAAAGCCUUUGUUUGAUGAGCCCAAAUAAUAGUCAAAUGUAGGCUUUAUGUGGAUCACCUACAUUUGGGUUUCAUUCAUAGUUUUAUUUGAAUGUAAAAAAAACCCACUAAAAAUCAGAAAAAAUGUGUCAUUUUCUCCCUGUUUUUGCUUUUAAUAGAUGUCAUUAGAAUAUAAAAUCUAAGUGUGAAAUUAUGAAAAGAUAUUCUUUAAUUCCUUCUAGCUAAAUACAUAUUUAAUAUAUUCCCAGGCUGUUCUAAAGUCUCAAAAAAGUAGAUGCAUAUAUGAUUGAAAUUAUUUUUUUAAUGAACAUACUUUUAAUAGAGGUUUGUUGACCCAUUGAUAAAAUAUACUUCAAUAAUUUAUGAGUAUGUAAUUUCUCAUUAUCAGUAAAAUGUUCUAUUUGAAUGAAUCUGAAGACUUGUAAAUUAUUUGGUAUCAAUAAUUGGUUGCCAAUUAUGAAGUUUUAGAGGGCAUGAAGUAUGUCAAAUAUGUCAUUUGAAGAACAUAUGUGAGUUGGCAUGCUGUGGGGUGUUUGUAUUUUUUGUUUUUAUAUUGAUACACAUAAUCCCUUUAUUUGGUAAUUUUAAUUUCUAAGUUUAAUUUUAAGAAAUUCAAUACAUUUUUAGUACUAUUAAGAAAAACAAUGAACAAACAAGUAUUUGAAAGAAAUCAUAAAUCUAAUUACAGAUUUUAUCAGAAAGAAAGUAGGCAAAGGAACAGUUUUCUUUUCAUAUAUUAUGUUCAUAGAAUAACAGAAAACGUUACGUUAAGAUGGUAUUUGUCUUUAUGCAGUAUUUUAGUAUCUAUAUAAGUCUUUAUUAUUAUAUUCAGUGUUUGGUGUAGUAUUCUUUUAUGACUAUAAUCACCAAUAUAUUUCAUUUAAGAAUUCAAAACUGUGCCAAAUGAACUGUGUUUUUGUAUGGAAUAUAUUUGCCAUGAAGAAGAGUAGUUGGGUAUAUUGUUAUUUCAGGCAAUAAAUAUGAAUUCAUUCUAUUAGUUUAAAAAUUUUUAAUUUCAAAAGUUCAAUGAUAUGUAUGAUAUACAAAUUGAAUGCAUUUCCUUCAGUUGUGUUCAUUUUCAAUGUGAUGUGUCCACAGUAUUCUUUAUUUUGCAUUUAUUUUUCAAUGUGUUUACAUUGUGUAAGUUGAACUUUUUGUACACAGAUUCUUGGCUUGUUGCUUAGCAGGAUUUUUUUGUUGUGAUGUAACCACCAUUCUUAUAAAAAAUUUGAUGUGUA
Manis javanica (Malayan pangolin) is the source of this 5690-nucleotide messenger RNA. The record is from RefSeq and is a predicted model, not a curated record. NCBI's taxonomy places the organism in Eukaryota, Metazoa, Chordata, Mammalia, Pholidota, Manidae.